Messenger RNA from Armigeres subalbatus, 1425 nucleotides. RefSeq lists its product as uncharacterized. Gene Ontology annotation, cellular component: membrane. Gene Ontology annotation, biological process: regulation of cell differentiation. The transcript has 7 exons. Bases 958 to 1425 code for a protein of 155 amino acids. The record is from RefSeq and is a predicted model, not a curated record. NCBI's taxonomy places the organism in Eukaryota, Metazoa, Arthropoda, Insecta, Diptera, Culicidae.
UCGCAUCGGCAGCAGCUCCAGCAUCAGUCCACCGAGAACCAUUACCACAUCCAAUCCGCCACAGCUGGAUCCAUUCAGUGAAGUCAUCCAGCAGCCAUCAGUCAGUCCGUCAGUAGAGUUUCGGCCGGCAGCCAGUGAGCAAGCGUUUCCUGUUCCGCGAGUUCCCGCGAAGUGUUUCACCAUCAGUUUAGGUUUGGCAGUUGCCUCCCCGUGCCGUUGUCGUCGUCGUCGGUGUGCGGUCCUCCCGUGCGAACGAGGAGCAGCGGAGGCUAAAUUUGGGCGCUUGUGAUUGGGCAGUGCAGAGUCUUCAUCAUCAUUAUAAGUGAAAUUGGCAAUAUCGGCAAUUUUCUUGGCGAAUACGGCGAAGAUUUCCAGGGCGUGACCGCGAGGAAGAAUACGCUGCGUGCUCAAGAGCAAGAGGUUAAUCAUCCGGAAGUGGGUUCGCGUGAUAGCUUUCUCGGUGCUGUGGAUGAUCCGUUUGUUCAAGUGGAAAAGUGCGUGUCAGUCGGUUGUUUCCUAGCUUCAGGCCGUGGCCCCUUCGUUGUCCUUACAGUAGUGGUAUCACGCGGUGUAUUUGUUGUGAUAUUUCGCUUCUCGUAGAUGGGAAUAUUAUGCUAAAAAGCUCCCCGCAAGUUGUCAUCAGGUGUUAGCCAGGGUUGUUGCUGCUGCUGGCCCCACAGUUCUAUCGAGGGCAAUAAAAGUGAAACUCUGAAAAAGUGAAAUUUCUGUGUGUUCGCACGGAGGGGAUUUUUGUGUUCAGAAUAACGAAGAUGAAAUACAGUUAAUGGGUGUAUCAAGUUGAAGAUUUUGCGGAAAUUUCGUGGAAUGUGCUGAUUAGAAUUCUCUGUACUUGAAGCUUCAAUCAUCAUCAUCAUCGCUUUCGUCGCUGUCAUAGUCGGUAGUGACACUCGAGAAACUGUUCAUAAAUCCUAAUCACAGCACAAGCCACAAGCAAGCAUGUUCUCACUCUGCUCGAAACCAGCGUCGGACGCUUCGUCAUCGCAGCGCACACAACAGCAUGGCACAUGUAAAGGAUGCAGCUCCUCUGUCGGCAAGCAGAUUAAAGGCGGAUACCUUUUAAGAUAUAAAAAAUCUGUUCUCUGGAGCCGGUGGUCGGAAGAAUGGGUUGUGCUAUAUGACGAUUCGACGAUGGCAUGGUUCACGGAACCGGGCCGAUCUUCUCCAGCUGGCAAAAUUCUCGUCAAGGAAGCCCCAGAGAUGCUGGCGAUAGCGCACUGGACCGGACAGAUUCCGCGGCGGCCUCCCCUACCGGACGGUGUCAGUUUAUCGCAGCUCAUCGCUCUCGGCUCCCGGCGGAAACGGUCCAAGGUGUACUGGAUGAUUGCCAAGAGCGAGGAAGAAGUCAGCGACUGGAUUGCAGCAAUAACGAAAACGCUUCCACCACGCCCCAGAUCGAACUGGUAG